Messenger RNA from Cryptomeria japonica (Japanese cedar), 4173 nucleotides. RefSeq lists its product as uncharacterized. The coding region runs from base 120 to 3986 and encodes 1288 amino acids. NCBI's taxonomy places the organism in Eukaryota, Viridiplantae, Streptophyta, Pinopsida, Cupressales, Cupressaceae. The transcript has a single exon. Gene Ontology annotation, molecular function: microtubule binding. The record is from RefSeq and is a predicted model, not a curated record. Gene Ontology annotation, cellular component: microtubule.
AUUUGUUUUCUUCACAAAUCUUCCACUUUACUUUUCAUCUUGGGUACUCAAGAAAUUCCCCAAUCCGUCAUGGUUUAUGGUUUUGUCUUCUCUCAAAUCCUUGAACUAGAAGAAACCCAAUGAAGGAGAAUGCAAACCUAGCCCACCAAUUGAGAACAGAAAUGGCGACUGGUAAGAAGCUGAGUGAAUAUUCUGUGAAGCAGGAGCUCAGAAAUUUAAGCAUGGAGGAUGCACACAGAAGGCACAUAGCCAUGAAUGCUCUGACUAAGCAUGUUCAACAAUUGGAUGGGAGUGAAGUACCCAAUUUUCUCAAGCAGGUUUCUCAGUUUCUUCAUAAAUCUAAGCCAACUUCCAUAACUUCUCAUAUUAAUGCCAUAUCUCUGUAUGAGCAAGCUGUUAAAAGGCAUGGAGCAAGUCUGGUAUGUCAACUAGGGAUCAUAAUUUGCAUGCUUAGAACUGCACUCAAUUUGGUGGGAUUCAAUACUGGUCUACAGCAAGCUUGUGUGAAGCUUGUUCGUUCUAUUGCCAAUUAUGUCAUCUGUACAUCUGAGAGCAGAGAGCAUGUAUUGAUGGAAGAGAUUAAAGAGCCUGCAAGUUGUAAUCAUCAUGCUGCCUGUUUAUGUGGGGAUAAAGGUCCUCAAAGAAACAAUCUCCAGAAGACGCAUGCUGUUUACUGCCAACAAAUAGUGAAGGAUUUGUGUAGCCCUCUGUUGGAAAAAGUGGGAGAAGCACCAAGGUGCUUGCAUGCUCUGGUGGAGACAACCAGCUGGAAAUAUGCCUCUCAAGAUUUGGUGAACCAAGCAUGUUUGCAAGCAACCAGAGGAUUGUUAAUCAAGGGUUCACAAGCAGUGGGUCAUAUGCAGCUGAUAUGCUCCCUUGCCAAAAAGAAUGGUUUGAGUUUAAAACCCCAUGUGGGUACUCUGUUGAAGGCAGUUGCUGAGAUACUUGAUAAGGGUAGUGUACAUAAUUGGCAGCAGAGGUUGUGUUCUGUGCAGAUGAUCAAUGGUUUUGUUAAAAUUUCCAAUGCCUUUGAGCUUCAAGAAAUAAUUGGAGUUUUGGAGAGACAAAGGGAGGAUAAAAUGCCUUGUGUGAGAAAAGUGGUUGCAGAAACCAUUCACAGAGCAAAAUUGGUUUUAGAGAAUCAAUGUUUUCAAGUUGAAGAAAGGAUAUGUAGCAGUGUUGAUCUUUCUUCUGAGGAGGAGGAGUCUACAGGCUCUAAUGAACAAGAAGCAACAGAAGGAUACAAAGAUUCUGAUCCGAAACCAGUUUCAGGGUUUAAUACAGAGUGGAGCAUCAGGAAUAACCCUAUUGCUGCUGAUGAAAUUCAAGGGAAUAUUAUUGUACCAGUAUAUACAAAUGGGAAGGAUAUUAUAGUGGACCUGAAAGGAGAAAUUAUAGUGGAGGGGCUAGGACUUUUGUGGGGCAGUGAAAAUUUUCUGAGCAGAAGCCAUGCUUACAGAUCAUCAGAGGUUGAGAGAAGUGAAGAAAUUGUAUCAGUUUCUUCUGUCAAUACGGAAAGCAUUGAAAAGCGGUGUCAUACUGAAUUGAAAGAUAUAGAGAGGCAGGAGAAAUUGUCAAUCAACGGCCAGGCUGAAGCUGAAUUGGAAAAAGUUGUACUAGCUGAGAACUGUGAAAAAAUGAUUAAGGAAGACAAAAGUUGUUAUUCUGAUUUGGAAGAUACGGAGAGGCAUGAAAAAUUGUCAAGCAACGGCCAGGCUGAAGCUGAAUUGGAAAAAGUUGUAUCCACUGGGAACUGUGAGAAAAUGAUCAAGGAAAAGAAAAGCUGUUAUAUUGAUUUGGAAGACACAGAAAGGCAUGAGAAAUUGUCAAGCAACGGCCAGGUUAAAGCUGAAUUGGAAGAAAUUGUAUCAACAGGAAACUGUGAAAAAAUUAUCAGGGAAGACAAAAGCUGUUAUACAGAUUUGGAAGACACAGAGAGGCAUGAGAAAUUGUCAAGCAACAGCCAGGCUAAAGCUGAAUUGAAAGAAGUUGUACCAAUUGGGAACUGUGAAAAAACGAUCAAGGAAGACAAAAGCUGUUAUACUGAUUUUGUAGACACAGAGAUGCAUGAGAAAUUGUCAAGCAAUUGUCAGACUGAAGCUGAAUUGGAAGAAGUUGUACCAACUGGGACCUGUGAACAAAUGAUCAAGGAAGACAAAAGUUGUUAUACUGAUUUGGAGGGCACAGAGAGGCAUGAGAAAUUGUCAAGCAACGGCCAGGCUGAAGCUGAACUGGAAGAAGUUUUAUCCACUGGGAAGGAAGACAAAAGCUGUUGUACUAAUUUGAAAGACACAGAGGAGCAUGAGAAAUUGUCAAGCGAGGGCCACACUGAAGCUGAAUUGGAAGAAGUUGUACCCACUGGGAACUGUGAAAAAAUGAUCAAGGAAGACAGAAUCUGUUAUACUGAUUUGGAAGACAUAGAGGAACAUGAGAAAUUGGCAAGCAAUGGCCAGGUUGAAACUGAAUUGGAAGAAGUUGUAUCAACUGAGAACUGUGAAAAGAUGAUCGAGGAAGACAAAAGCUGUUAUAUUGGUUUGGAAGACACGGAGGAGCAUGAGAAAUUGUCAGGCAAUGGCCAGGCUGAAGCUGAAUUGGAAGCGGAUGUACCAACUGGGAACUGUGAAAAGAUGAUCAAGGAAGACAAAAGUUGUUAUACUGAUUUGAAAGACACAGAGGAGCAUGAAUUGGAAGCGGUUGUACCAACUGGGAACUGUGAAAAGAUGAUCAAGGAAGACAAAAGCUGUUAUACUGAUUUGAAAGACACAGAGGAGAAUGAAUUGGAAGCGGUUGUACCAACCGGGAACUGUGAAAAGAUGAUCAAGGAAGAUGAAAGUUGUUAUACUGAUUUGAACGGCACAAAGGAACAUGAGAAAUUGUCAAGCAUUGGCCAGGCUGAAGCUGAAUUGGAAGCAGUUGUACCACUUGGGAACUGUGAAAAGAUGAUAAAGGAAGACAAAAGCUGUUGUACUGGUUUGGAAGACACAGAGAUGCAUCAAAAUGAAAAUUUGUCAAGCAGCGGCCAGGCUGGAGCUGAAAUUGAAGAAGUUGUACCAGCUGGGAAGUGUGAAAAAAUGAUUGAGGAAGACAAAAGCUCUUUUACUGAUUUAGAAGACACGGAGAGGCCUGAGAAUUUGCCAAGCAACGGCCAGGCUGAAGUUGAACUGGAAGAAAUUGUACCAAUUGGGAAUUCUGAAAAAAUGAUUGAGGAAGACACAGAGAGGCGUGAGAAUUUGUCAAGCAACGGCCAGGUUGAAGCUGAAUUGGAAGUUGUAUCAAUUGAGAACUGUAAAAAAAUGAUUAAGGAAGACACAGAGAGGCAUGAGAAAUUGUCAAGCGAUGGCCAGGCUGAAGCUGAAUUGGAAGAAGUUGUACCAAUUGGGAACUGUGAAAAAUUUAUUCAGGAACACAAAAGCUGUUAUACUGAAUUGGAAGACACGGAGAGGGAUGAGAAUUUGUCAAGCAAUGGCCAGGCAGAAGCUGAAUUGAAAGAAGUUGUACCAAUUGGAAACUGUGAAAAGAUGAUCAAGGAAGACGAAAGCUGUUAUACUGAUUCUGUAGACACAGAGAUGGAGGAGAAAUUGUCAAGCAAUGGUGAGGCUGAAGCUGAUUUGGAAGAAGUUAUACCAGCUGGGGACUGUGAAAAAAUGAUUGAGGAAGACAAAAGCUAUUAUACAGAUUUGAAAGACACAGAGAGGCAUGAGAAUUUGUCAAGCAAUGGCCAGGCUGAAGCUGAAUUGGAAGAACUUGUACUAAUUGAAAACUGUGAAAAAAUGAUAAAGGAAGACAAAAGCUCUGCCUAUCGGUGGUCAAUGAAGAUGGGUCAGUUCAGCUUAUCAUCUGUAUGCAGCAAUCGGGGCAAGGCAAGAGAAAGAUUUGAAUUAAUUUUAGGAAUAUCUUUAUGUGUUGGGUUAUUAGUUUCUGCAGCUCUGUUUUCAAUCAAGAGUUUUAUGAUACAUGAAGAUAACCAUGUUCUGGUUCCUACAUAACCAGACUGUUUUUCUGCCUCUUUUUUUCCUUGAUGAGGGUUUUUCAAUAGAUCCUUCAAACAGCUUUCUUGGGCCACAUGAAAAGGCUUUUUUUUGGCUGCUGUAUUGCUACUGUGGAGAGAUUAUCGUUGUGGUAAUCACUUCACCUUGCCACUUAGCCAGCUCUAUGCAUGAUUUGGUUACUUCA